This is a messenger RNA of Erinaceus europaeus (western European hedgehog), 1975 nucleotides long. It is a transcript of the gene FN1, whose product is annotated as fibronectin 1. The transcript is spliced from 10 exons. The coding region runs from base 374 to 1960 and encodes 528 amino acids. Gene Ontology annotation, molecular function: integrin binding; proteoglycan binding. Gene Ontology annotation, cellular component: extracellular region. Gene Ontology annotation, biological process: nervous system development; heart development; cell-substrate junction assembly. The record is from RefSeq and is a predicted model, not a curated record. NCBI's taxonomy places the organism in Eukaryota, Metazoa, Chordata, Mammalia, Eulipotyphla, Erinaceidae.
UGGAGGGGCGCCGGGUCCCUCCUCUCCGGCGCCCGGGGCCUCGCGGGGGGCGGAGGGGACUGUCCCAUAUAAACCCCCGCUCCGGACUGGGUCGCCAGCGCCGGCUCUCAGCUGCAGGGGAACCCCGGGAACCGGGCGCCAGCGAGAGAGAGGGAACCUUCAGACACAACUUCUCUCCUUUCCCUUCCGUCAGUCCCUUCGCCCAGCUCCUGUCCCCAUCCUCCAGCCCCGGCCUUCUUGGAGGUGUCACCCCCAACCCCCCACCCCUCCCCAGGAGGCGCAGGAAGGGCUUACUCCAGCAGGCUGCGAAGGGGACCCAACUUGGUGGCAACUUGCCUCCUGGUGAGGGCGCCCCCUCCACCGCCGUCUCAAGAUGCUCAGGGCUCCCGGCCCCGGGCUGCUGCUGCUGGCCGCCCUGUGCCUGGGCUCCGCCGUGCCUGCCACCGGAGUCUCCAAGAGCAAGAGGCAGGCCCAGCAAAUCGUGCAGCCCCAGACCCCGGUGGCUGUCUCCCAAAGCAAGCUUGGCUGUUAUGAUAAUGGGAAACACUACCAGAUAAACCAGCAGUGGGAGCGCACCUACCUGGGCAAUGCCUUGGUCUGUACCUGCUAUGGAGGGAGCCGAGGUUUUAACUGCGAGAGUAAGCCUGAACCUGAAGAGACUUGCUUUGACAAGUACACUGGGAGCACUUACCGAGUGGGUGACACUUAUGAACGACCUAAAGAUCACAUGAUCUGGGACUGUACCUGCAUUGGGGCUGGCCGAGGGAGAAUAAGUUGCACCAUUGCAAAUCGCUGCCAUGAAGGGGGUCAAUCCUAUAAGAUUGGAGAUACUUGGAGGAGACCGCAUGAAACUGGUGGUUACAUGUUGGAGUGUGUCUGUCUUGGGAAUGGAAAAGGAGAGUGGACCUGCAAGCCCAUAGCUGAGAAAUGCUUUGAUCAUGCUGCUGGGACUUCCUACGUUGUUGGAGAAACGUGGGAAAAGCCCUACCAAGGAUGGAUGAUGGUGGAUUGUACUUGUCUGGGAGAAGGCAAUGGCCGUAUCACCUGUACCUCUAGAAACAGGUGCAAUGAUCAGGACACAAAGACAUCAUAUAGAAUUGGAGAUACCUGGAGCAAGAAGGAUAACCGGGGACACCUGCUCCAGUGCAUCUGCACAGGCAAUGGCAGAGGGGAGUGGAAGUGUGAAAGGCAUGCGUCUCUGCAGACCACCUCUACCGGAACUGGUACCAUCACAGAUGUCCGGACAGCUAUUUACCAGCCCCAGCCUCAACCUCAGCCAGUUCCACAUGGCCACUGUGUCACAGACAGUGGUGUGGUUUACUCUGUGGGGAUGCAGUGGCUGAAGACACAAGGAAAUAAUCAGAUGCUCUGCACUUGUCUGGGCAAUGGAGUGAGCUGCCAAGAGACAGCUACAACCCAAACAUAUGGUGGAAAUUCCAAUGGGGAGCCCUGUGUCCUGCCAUUCACCUAUAAUGGCAGGACUUUCUAUUCCUGUACAACAGAAGGGCGGCAGGAUGGACGUCUCUGGUGCAGCACAACUUCCAACUAUGAGCAAGACCAGAAGUAUUCUUUCUGUACUGACCAUACUGCUCUGGUUCAAACCCGUGGUGGAAAUUCCAAUGGUGCCUUGUGCCACUUCCCUUUCUUAUAUAACAACCACAACUACACUGACUGUACGUCUGAGGGCAGGAGAGACAACAUGAAAUGGUGUGGAACCACCUGGAACUAUGAUGCUGACCAGAAGUUUGGAUUCUGCCCCAUGGCUGCUCAUGAGGAAGUCUGCACAACUGACGGGGUCAUGUAUCGCAUUGGAGAUCAGUGGGAUAAGCAGCAUGAUAUGGGCCACAUGAUGAAGUGCACAUGUGUUGGGAAUGGUCGUGGGGAAUGGACAUGUGUCGCCUAUUCCCAACUCCGAGGUAUGCUUUGUUUAUCAAAGAAAACAUUCAAGGGGCAGGGCUAGAUAGCAUAAUGGCUA